This is a messenger RNA of Colletotrichum abscissum, 951 nucleotides long. RefSeq lists its product as uncharacterized. The record is from RefSeq and is a predicted model, not a curated record. The transcript has 2 exons. The coding region runs from base 1 to 951 and encodes 316 amino acids. NCBI's taxonomy places the organism in Eukaryota, Fungi, Ascomycota, Sordariomycetes, Glomerellales, Glomerellaceae.
AUGCAUUCGCCAAUGUCAAGCCUCGACCAUUGGUGGUGGCGCUUCCUAGAGAACCACGUCUACCGCAUCCCACCACCGCCGAAGCGCAAGCGCACGAAGCCGAUGCAAGUUCUCUGCGUCGGUCCGCCGCGCAGCGCUACCGAGUCCCUGCAGCAGGCUCUACUUGCGCUCGGGUACGAUCAUACCUAUCACGGCUGGGAUAUCGUCUACGACGACCCGCCGAUUCCUGCUACGGGAUGGGUGAAGCUUGCUCGGAAGAAGUGGUACGGCGGUGGCGGGUCAUCCUCGCCGAAACGCAAAGGAGGCAAAGAGAUUGAUGACACAUCAUCAGAAGGCGACUGCCAGAUCACAGCCGAGGAAUUUGACGAGCUGCUGGGCCACUGUGUCGCGGUGACGGACGCAGCGGCGAGUUGCUUUGCGGCGGAGAUGAUCCGAGCGUACCCCGAGGCCAAAGUUGUGCUCAAUGUGCGGCGGGACCUUGACUCGUGGCAUAAGAGCGCGGUCAAAACGCUGGUUCACGUGAACGAGAGCUGGAGCUUCUGGGUGUCGAGUCUGUUGGAUCGAGAGGCGUUUUGGGCGUGGCACGUGUAUGAGAGGUUCUUGUGGGCCUUGUUCUUCCGCGCGCCGGAUGGCGAUAUGGCGAGAGCGAUUAGGAGGAACGGCAAGUGGGUUUAUCGUGAACACUGCGACAUGAUCCGAGGCAUGGUGCCCGCUGACCGAUUGCUCGAGUGGUCCGCUGAUGAAGGAUGGGAGCCCCUGUGCAAGUUUCUGGGUAAGGAGGUGCCCGAUGUGCCGUUCCCGCACGCGAAUGCCGCUGGGCCUGGGGGCGGGUGGAAGGCGAGGGAGGAGAUGGCGAUUAAGAGGUGGGUUGAGGGGGUAUUGACGAAUUUGAUACUGUUAGGGAUUUUCUUUGUGGGAGGGUGUGCUGUCUGGAUCAAGUAUGGGAGGUGA